Paramecium octaurelia is the source of this 2436-nucleotide messenger RNA. Lineage: Eukaryota; Ciliophora; Oligohymenophorea; Peniculida; Parameciidae. The record is from the annotation of a GenBank genome assembly.
AUGGCUAAUAUCAAGGAGCAAUUAGACCAGAAAAUACAGACUCAACAAUUCGAUGAAGCUAUCAAAUUGGCUGAUUCAAUACCGGAAAACAAUAUCAUGCGAUUUUUUUAUAAAGCAAGAUGUUUUCUGGCCAAAAAGGAGUGGAAUGAAGUCGUCAAUCAAACACAAAAAGGCUUAGAAUUGAACAUACCUCCACAAUAAAAGUUUCCUCUUUAUGGAAUGAAAGCUCAAGCCCAUAUGACAUUAUAAUAAUAUAAUGAUGCUGCUGAAUGCUUUUCUCAUGCUUACGAAAUCCAAAAAGAUAAGACUGAUUAGGCUGUGUUGGCCAAUUAUGGUCAUGCGUUAAUGCACAGCGAACCACAAUAGACAGAAAAAGCAAUUGAGAUUCUCAAAUUAGCAAUCAGCAAAGGAGAAGGUACACCUAAUGCCUUUACUGCCUCUGGUAAUCUUAGUAAAAUCUAUUUUGCUCAAUAAGAUUAUGAAAAGGCUCUGGAGAUAUUUGAUAAAUUAGUAAAAAUGCCAUCACAAGAAAAAGAUAAAAUGUUGAUAUUGUGGAAAAACAAAGCAGCUUGUGAAACCAAUCUGAAUAAGAAUGAAGAUGCCAAACAUUCAUUUUUGGAGGCUUAGAAAUUGAAUCCAACUGAUUAAGAAAUUAUAAAGGGCAUUGCCACCAUUUUGUAAAAUGAAAUGAUCUCGUGUGAAAAAAAACAUGAUUACGAAAAAUGUUUAUAAAAUGCAGAGGAACUCUUAAAAAUUGUGACUGCAGACGCUGAUCCUAUGAAAUUGGAAGCCCUGUAUUGUAAAGCUUUAAGUUUGAAAGGACUCAAACGUCCCAGAGAAUAAGUUAUAUAGGCAUAUUAAGAUUUAUUAAAAGUUAACCCCUAGCAUACACAUGCUAUUUCAAAUUUAGCAAUUGAGUAUUAUGCUUAAGAAAACUUUGAAAUGGCUAUUGAGUUUUAUAAAAAAGCAUUAUCAGUCUAAUAAGAUGCCGGAUAUUGGAGUAAUAUGGGACAGGCUUACUUGUCAUUAAAAAACCCAAAUUUCGAAUAAUCCCUUGACUGUUUUAAUAAUGCUCUGAGAUUAAAUCCGAAAGCAGUUCUAUGUUUAACAAAUAGAGCCAUGCUCUUCAUGAAAUUCUUAAAAAAGUAGGAUGCUAUGACAGAUUUGAGAUUAGUUUCUACCCUAAUUGAAAAUCCAGAAAAUGUAGCUGAUCUAAGUGAAUCACAAUUAAAAUACAUUAAAUCAGGAGUACACAAGAUUAUGGAGAUGGAAAAUGCAUUUGAACGGGAAAAGAAGGCUGCUUAAGAGGCUUUGGCUAAAUAAAAUUAAGAAGAUCCUGAGAUUAAGAGAAUCUAAUAGGAAUUAGAGAAGAUUUAGCAAGAAAUUGAUGCUUAGAAUGCAGCUGAGUUAGUAGAGAUGACACAGAAGGAAUAAAAGACAACAGUGAAGAAAGUAUCUAAGGAUGAAAUGAAGUAAAGAAUUUAACAAUUGCUGGCUGAGGCUGAAUAAUCUUAGAAAAAGAAUGAAGAAAAGGUUGAAGAGAUCAAGAUUGAAUAAAAGAAGGAAGACAUAAAAAUAGAAAGAAUUGAAAAGAAAAUAGAUGAAUUAGAGGAAUGCAUAAAAGUUAUUGGUAUUGAUAAAGUAGCAAAGGUGAAAGAGAACUAUGCAAAGUGGAGAACAGAAUAUGUGGAAGGAUAUAAUUAUGCAAAAGCAUUUUAUUGGACAUUCAUUAAUUAUUGUGAUGCCUAAAAGAUAGCAAGUACAGAGAUUAUCAAUCAAGAAAAUGGAUAUUCUGUUGGAACAACAACUAAAGUAGCAGUUAAAGUUACUUAAGCAGUUUUAGAUUUUGGAGCAAAUAUUCCAAUAUUCGGAGCAAUUUUCUCUGCAAUUAAUGGUGCAAUUGGAGCUGUUUAUGAGGAGUAUGAGAAGUUUUAAGAUGAAAAGAAAAGAAAUGCUAUUUUAAAGGUUAUUAUGAAAAAUUAAGAUGCUGAUGAUAAAGAGGCUUGGAGUAUGUUGGUAGCUACUGCUGCUCAAUUGAUAGCAUCUAGAAAAAGGAAGUAUUUCGAAGCAGGAAGAGUGGAAAAGCAAAAAUCUCGUUUGGAUUCAAUGCUUGAUUGGGUUUAAGAUAAAAUUAAAGCUAUUAAAGAUGCAGCAAGUGGAUAAAAAGUAGAUUUGUACGAAUCUUGGGGAGGAUAAGAAGCAACUGAAGACAUCACCAUUUUAUUAGCAUUUAUUAUGAAAAAUCAUGAAGAAAUGGUUACUAAUACUUCACAAUCUUUAGAUAUUACUAUUGCUGACAUUAUUUAUUUGGAAGAUGGGUAAGUGUCAUCUGCAUUUUAAGUAAUGUUAGACAUGGUGAAAAAGAGAGAAGAAAUAGAGAAUCCUAAGAAAGAAACAGAAAGAACAGAUAGCUCUUGUGCUUGCUAAUUGAUUUGA